Messenger RNA from Saccharomyces kudriavzevii IFO 1802, 924 nucleotides. RefSeq names its product putative hydrolase (gene NIT2). The transcript has a single exon. The record is from RefSeq and is a predicted model, not a curated record. Lineage: Eukaryota; Fungi; Ascomycota; Saccharomycetes; Saccharomycetales; Saccharomycetaceae. The coding region runs from base 1 to 924 and encodes 307 amino acids. Gene Ontology annotation, molecular function: hydrolase activity, acting on carbon-nitrogen (but not peptide) bonds, in linear amides.
AUGAGCAACAAUUUGAAACGGGUUGCCAUCGCUCAAUUAUGUUCAUCCGCUGAUCUGGCCAAGAAUUUAAAGGUAGUGAAGGAGUUGAUAUUUAAAGCCAUUCAAUGUGAGGCAGACGUCGUUUUUUUCCCAGAAGCAAGCGACUAUCUUUCUCAAAAUCCACUUCAUUCCAAAUACUUGGCGCAAAAGAGCCCUCAAUUUAUUCAACAAUUACGGUCAGACAUUACUGACCUCGUCAGGGAGAAUUCGAGGAAUAUAGAUGUUUCUAUCGGAGUUCAUCUACCACCGACAGAUCAAGAUUUAUUCGAUGGUAAUGAUCGAGUUAAGAAUGUCCUCCUGUAUAUCAAUUACGAGGGUAAAAUACUACAAGAGUAUCAAAAGCUGCAUCUGUUCGAUGUAGACGUACCGAAUGGACCGAUCUUGAAAGAAUCAAAAUCCGUUCAGCCAGGCAACGCGAUACCCAACAUCAUAGAGACCCCAUUGGGAAAACUAGGUAAUGCGAUUUGCUACGAUAUUCGCUUUCCUGAAUUUUCUUUGAAACUACGGUCUAUGGGAGCUGAGAUAUUAUGUUUCCCCAGUGCAUUCACCACUAAAACAGGGGAGGCGCACUGGGAGCUUUUAGGAAGAGCAAGAGCGGUUGAUACUCAAUGUUUCGUGAUCAUGUCAGGGCAAGACGGUGUCCACGACCUCAGCGAUCUGGAAUGGGAGAAGCAGCUGCACGUCACUAAUUCGAUUAAAAGUCCCAUGAGAGAAUCUUGGGGUCAUUCAAUGAUCAUUGACCCCUGGGGGAAAAUAAUAGCACAUGCAGACUGCCAAAAAUCUGGCCCGCAGCUGAUUGUUGCUAAUUUGGAUUACGAAUUAUUGAGGAAAAUAAGGAUCAGUAUGCCUUUGUCGAAUCAGAGAAGAAACGAUCUGUUUCAUUGA